AUGUCUUAUCAUCGUGAUGCUGAUCAUCCACUGGCAAAUGCCAUCUCUACUCCGAGUCUGAGUCAGCCCUCUUUCGAGUCAGGUUCGCUCCCUCAGACUGCCAGUCUUUCCCGCACUUCCGAGUCUUACCAUCAUGAUUAUGAUGACGCGACAUCGGUUCCAAAAUUGAAGGCGCAGUCUAGGCGUUCGGCAAGUCUGAAAGUGACUCGGGUUCAGGAUGCAGAAGUUAAUCCACUACGAGUAUCGCCGAGUCCCAGUCCUGCACUAGCGGUGAAGCGUGUCAUGAUCCGUAGGGAGAAGACGGGUACCGACUGGCAGUCAGUCUUCGAUGUUGUCAAGUACGGCGAAGAAAAACGAGCAGUCGUGGUUAUCAAGGAAAUGGGACAAGAACAGGUGAUUUGA
Suillus clintonianus is the source of this 402-nucleotide messenger RNA. RefSeq lists its product as uncharacterized. NCBI's taxonomy places the organism in Eukaryota, Fungi, Basidiomycota, Agaricomycetes, Boletales, Suillaceae. The record is from RefSeq and is a predicted model, not a curated record. The coding region runs from base 1 to 402 and encodes 133 amino acids. The transcript is spliced from 2 exons.